This is a messenger RNA of Anopheles gambiae (African malaria mosquito), 1084 nucleotides long. RefSeq lists its product as uncharacterized. The transcript is spliced from 2 exons. Bases 432 to 821 code for a protein of 129 amino acids. Lineage: Eukaryota; Metazoa; Arthropoda; Insecta; Diptera; Culicidae. The record is from RefSeq and is a predicted model, not a curated record.
CAGCAGCAGAAACACCACCACCACCAUCACCUCCAACACAGGACGAUCAAGCGUUGUUGCAGCGGCCAGGUGUUUGGUUGAAGAAGCUACCAUACAGUGUGGUUGCAGACGCGUGUGGUAAUCGGAUGUAUCUGCUUGGCUACACCUACCGGAAAGCGGCCAGCUUUCGGACCACAACCGAUUGGGUGUGUGUCUGCAAUGAGCUACAGCACGCCACCAACGGACGCUGUUUGGCACGGCUGGUACAGCGCAUGGAAGACGGUGCUUUGAAACUGAACCGACACCUGCACAACCAUGCACCAGAGGAGAAGAAAGUGAACGCAUAGGAGGUCCGAAAACAAUAUACACAAACGAACUGAUUCUGUUGAUUGAUCGCAAUAAAUGAGAAGAGAGAGAGAGAGAAGGUUUAGCGAUGGGGAACCACGUACGUCAUGUUGUUGUGUCCCCGCUGUUAUGCUCGAUUGGGACUAGGAAAGUGGACGAUCAUUGCAACGAACAGCGACGGUGGCGGUAGCGAUGAUGACGAAUCGGAGGACAAUGUGGCCGUGUUUUCCAGGACGAUGCGCGGUAAAGAGCAGCUAGUCUACAAGGGCCAACCGUUCGUGUUCGAAAAGCUCGUCCUCACGACGGGCGGUCAGUCGAAGAAGAUAUGGCGCUGCAAUCAAUGGUGGAACCAGAAGUGUCGGGCGCGGGUGUACACCAUCGACGAUCACAUCACACCCCUAAACCGGUACCACACACACAGCGACAUUGUGAAACGGAAACAGCGCGUAGUCAAACGGGACAAAACGUGCGAUACCGGUGGUCCAGUCGACAAAUGAUGCUAAAGAAAGGGAGAGAUAGACAGAGCGCAUGCUGUGUUUAAGCGCAUAGAGCCCUGCAGCCUUGUUGGGUUCCUUCCUUCAACCUUUAACGCGUGGCUUUAGGCAGCAUCUCUCAUUUGUAUUUUGUAGUUUCCUAUGUGUGCAUGUUGUGAUAAGAGACCGUGGAAUGGAAACGAGGAUACUUGUGACUAAAUUUUAAGGAUAUUAGUUUUAUUUUAAUAAACUCAACAGUGAGAAUCUGCUAAAAUACUUAGUCAUAA